Messenger RNA from Xiphophorus couchianus (Monterrey platyfish), 2858 nucleotides. Its product is annotated as testisin. The coding region runs from base 60 to 1019 and encodes 319 amino acids. The transcript is spliced from 6 exons. NCBI's taxonomy places the organism in Eukaryota, Metazoa, Chordata, Actinopteri, Cyprinodontiformes, Poeciliidae. Gene Ontology annotation, molecular function: serine-type endopeptidase activity. Gene Ontology annotation, biological process: proteolysis. The record is from RefSeq and is a predicted model, not a curated record.
AUGAAGCUGGAUAAAAGCUUUCACAACAGUCUGUGCGGACAGAAAGCAGGAGGUUUUGAAUGAACAACAUGGCGGCGGCUUCGACUCUAUGGGUGCUGUUGAUGUGUACGGUCCUCUCUGGCCGAGGGCUGAAAGCUCAGGACUGCGGCGUCGCACCCCUAAACACGAAGAUCGUGGGCGGUGUUGGCGCGACUGCCGGGUCAUGGCCGUGGCAGGUCAGCAUACACUGGAGGUCGAGCCACACCUGUGGAGGGACGCUCAUCAACAACCAGUGGGUUCUCACAGCGGCCCACUGCAUCUUGACGAAGACACUGAGUGACUGGACCCUCUACUUCGGAAGACAGACCCAGGCUGGCCCCAAUGCUAACGAGGUUUCAAGCCAGUUGAGCCAGAUCAUCGUCCAUCCAAACUUCAACAACACGCUCUACAACAACGACCUCGCCUUGAUGAAACUCAGCAGUUCGGUCACUUUCAACAACUUCAUCCAACCAAUCUGCCUCGCCAGCAACCUCAGCCAGUUCUUCAACACCACUUCAUGCUGGAUCACCGGCUGGGGAAAACUAUUGAGCAAUGUGACCUUGCCAGCGACCUCUAAUCUACAGGAAGUUGAGAUUCCUGUCAUUGGAAACAAAGAGUGCACCUGUAGCUAUAUAAAGUCAGACGCAAACAUCACGGACAAAAUGAUGUGCGCCGGGCAAGAGAACAAAGGAGCAUGUCAGGGAGACUCCGGUGGACCUCUGCAAUGCAAGCAGGACUCAAGGUGGAUCCAGGCUGGAAUCACAAGCUUUGGGAUCCCUUGUGCCACUGCUGGUUUUCCUGAGGUCUACGCUCGAGUGUCUCAGUUUCAGGCGUGGAUCACAGACCAGAUCGCUGGGACCAAAGCGGAUUUCGUGACGUUCAGCUCUAACGGCACUGACGCAGACACCAGCUUUACGUGUCGCAACUCAGGCGAUCUUUCCACUCAGUUCUCAUUUGCCGUCCUUGUGACUGUGAUGCUGCGGUCAUUCAUUACUCAAUGAAAGUCUUUUUUUUUCUCUACAGUUUGGCCACACUUUAAAUUAUCUUACAAAGUAAUUAUAUUUUAGAAUAAAUAAUGUUGGUCAGAGUUGACUUUGUAUAAAUAUAGUUUCAGUGCGUUUGUCAUAAUUUAGUGGAGCCAUAAAGACCCAAAUGUUGCAUCACAAAUGUAAAAAUCAAAGUCUAAUUUAAAAAGGGAGACUGGAAGCCAUGAAAAACAAAUGGUUAUAUUAGCUUUGCAGUCUUUUAGUUAACAGUCUCGUACAGUUGAAACCAGAUACCUACAUACAUAAAAAGAUAAAUAUUUUUUUCUAACUGUCUGAAGUUAAAUCUGAUUAAACUUCUCUUGUUUUAGCAUAGUUGGAAUUACCAAAAUUAUUUAUUUAUGCUAAAUGCAAGAAAACGCAUUCUUAGAAUUUUUUUAAAUUCGGAAGUUUACAUAAAUUUGGUAAGCAUCAGAGAUAAAUGUCUUUUAAACUGCCUGUGCAGUGCAAGUGAUUGCGUAGUAAUGUGGCGACGCGCCUCUGCAGGAAGACUGCAAGUCAGUGAUGAAGCAAUCUGCUGGGUUUCCUUACAGAGAAUGUUUUUCAGACUAAUUUGAAUUUAACACGCUGCACUGUUUGGUAACUAGGAACAAUCGGAAUGACAGCAUGAUUGGACUGAAGUGACUAUUUUUGUAAAAUUCAGUUGUGAACCGAAGUUAUUUGAAUUUUAAUAAAACAAUCUAGAAAAAUUAUAUAUAUAUAUAUUUUCUGAUUGGAGUCUGAAAACUCCAAUUAGUGAUUAAUCAGAUUAAUUUAAUUGCUUUUAAGACUGUUUAACCCCAAGAUCCCAAUCUAAGUUGCACUUUUUUCUUCUUUCUGCUAGAAAUAAACUUCUGUUAUGUCACAUUUAAAAGCCAGGAAAACAAAAAGUUGAGAAUUACUAAUCAGAAGUGCUUAAAAAUGGGGAUAAACUUAAAAACUUCACAUUUAUUUAUUUUAAAUGGACUGCCUACAGUUAAUAUCAAGUAAAUUGUUUUUAUUGUGAAAGAUUAUGCAGAUGAGAUGAGUAGAAAACAUUUUAAAGCAUUUUUCACAUCUUCAGCAGGCGGAAAGUGCAUGUUCAAGAUUAGAGAGCAAAGCAUGACAACAAUGGCGCUGUGGCACAGCUGUCUGUGUGCACGUCCACAACAGACGGGAGGCUCGUGAUUAAAAUGACACUCAGGCCUUUUUUAGACCCAGGCUGGACAUAACAGAGACGAUGUUCAGGCCUAAGAUUAAAAAAAGAGAAAGAAAAACAAAUGAUUGAUCUCAAACUCUGGAGAUAAAAGCAUAGAAUUGCAACAGUUGGGACUUUCAAUACUUCUCUAUCUGGUGUUAAUUUUUGCACAAAUUGUGUUGAAUGUGACACUUUUUUAUGUAAGUAAGGAAGAAAGAGAUAAGGAGUUUGACACUUCAUCAUAUUACUCAUGAGGGUGUGACAUUUUCGGUCAUUUAACAGACCUCAGACUCUAAAUCUGGUGGUGACCUCGCCAGGACUGCUUCCUCUGCAACGGUGAAAAGGAGGAACUCGUGAAAUGUCACAGAAAUUCAGAUGAAAAGAGAAACCGAGCCCAGCAGAAGAAAAGUACGAAGGAAAAUUUAAUUACCCAUUAAAAAAGGAGAACAGAGUUCAGUCUGGCAUGAAGGCGCAACCGAUGCGUGAAGAUGACUCAAAGUGUGAAAAUAGGACAGAACUGAAGUGACGUUUUGUUAUUUUCAUGCAUGGCGACAAGAAGUGCCAGUUACAUGACGCUCUAAUAUAAUGAGAAACUACAGUUAAGUGAUGAUCUCAUGUAUUGUGAAUUUAAGUAGUGAAAG